Messenger RNA from Plasmodium fragile, 1380 nucleotides. RefSeq lists its product as uncharacterized. Bases 1 to 1380 code for a protein of 459 amino acids. The transcript has a single exon. The record is from RefSeq and is a predicted model, not a curated record. Lineage: Eukaryota; Apicomplexa; Aconoidasida; Haemosporida; Plasmodiidae.
AUGAACGACGAAGAAAAGGUCUUCUUCAAAUUUACCGAAAGUAAAAUUCUGCUAAGCGAGUUCUGUGAGGAAUAUGUUAAGGCAAAAAAGAAGGAAGAAAUUCUCACCCAAGAAUUAAAUAAAGUACAACUCAAAAAUUGUCAACUGGAAAAUGAAAUAGAGAAAUAUAAACAACUCGUAAGUAAUAUAGAAAGGAAAAAAGACAAAGAAAUGGAAAAUUACAAUUUUGAAUAUGAUAUAAAAAUUAAAAAAUUAGAAACAGAAAUGGACGUACUCAGUUCUUGUCUCAAUAAGGAAAAAGAAAAUUAUAAUUUAAAAGCAACAGAACUUAUAGGACUCAAAUUGGAAAAUGAAAAAUAUAAAUCACAACUAAAUGAUCGAAAAGAAAAUAAUAAUCAUGAAAAAGAAAACAAAAAAAUGCUCACACAAAACCAUAUUAAUGUACUUAAUAAAAUGUACGCAGAGAUUAAUCAAAAGGUAGAAGCCAUAAUGCAACAUUUACAUGAUAGCAAAAAUAAUAGGCACAACAUUGAACAGAAAAUAAAAACUUACGAAACUCUUUUAAACGAAUAUUUAAAAAAAAUCACAGAAACAAAUUUGAAGUGUGAAAAAUUUUAUAAAUUACAUAAAGAAGCACAAUUCAAAAAUAUGCUCAACAAGUCAAAGAACAAAGUUCUAAAAAGUCGAAUAGAAGAAUUAAAAAAUGAAAACCAAGUCUUGUCCAACCAAGUCGAUGCCUUAAAAAAAAAUAUGGAGCACAUGGACGCCGAGAAGACACAGUACUUCUUAUUGCUCAAAAAGGCAGAAAAAAAAAAAUUAUUUUUUUAUCAUAAAUUUAAGGAAAAAAAUGCAACGCUAGGUGUUGAUAAUAACAGCCUGCCGCGCCAUCAGCUACACGACCACCGCCAUGAUUGCUCCAGGCGCUCCCAUUCGUUUGACACCCCAAGUAGGUCACCUUCUCAUCUUAUCAGGCUAGACCAAGUUGUACCCGAUCACACAACUUGCAAAAAUGGGAAAAGCCAUUCAUCUCAACAUGAAAACCAUGCACUAACCAAAAAUGACCCUCUCACUUGGAAGCAAAAUUUAAAACAAAAAAACAGAAGCACUUCAAUUUACAAGUACAGAGAUGUCGACAGAAACAAAUCCUACUGCCUAGACCAAUCUAAUAUCAUAAAGGAAAGGAAGCGCAAGAAAAUUCUUUUCUUUUCUGACAAUGAUCAUGAUAAAAGACAAAAAAGGAAAAAUGAAAUUUCGAAUGAAAAAAACAGUGUGCAGUACAUAGACUUAAUAGUUAACUCGACAAACAUAAUUCCCAAGAAGGUAGGGCCCGAUGGAAGUUCCCCUACAAACUGCACUAUGCUUAAAAUAGCCCCAGUUUAG